This is a messenger RNA of Darwinula stevensoni, 756 nucleotides long. NCBI's taxonomy places the organism in Eukaryota, Metazoa, Arthropoda, Ostracoda, Podocopida, Darwinulidae. The record is from the annotation of a GenBank genome assembly.
GUGAAACUGUUCGCGAAGUUCGCCAAAAUGUGACAGUGGCCUGUACUCUGUGGAACUCUGUGACAGAUGGCCGAAGUGCCGAACGACACGCGGCCCGAGUUCAUCUCGGAUUACCUGCAGAAAACCCUUCGACUGAAACCGGAUCGAUGGACGAAGUUCAUCGCCUCGGAAGACAACAAGAAAAUCAUACAGGAAUUCCUGGACAAGGACUACCCAGACCUGAUCGUGAUCACCCAGAACGCCGCCGGUCAGCUGGGCAUCGCCCUCGCCUUCCCCAUCGGCUCCAAGUCCAAGAGCGUCUACUUCAUGAAGAAGAGCCGAGGCGCGGUCCCGAGGGACAAGAUCAAGCAGGCGCUGGUGUUCGGGGACAUGUCGCCCGUUCCGCUGGAUCAGCUCUGCAUUCUCAUCGACGAGGUUCCGUUCAUUUGUGGCUUUUUGGAUGGUGUUCGAGUCCUGAUCCCCCUGCUCUCGAAUAAGGGAAACCUGGAGACCUGGCCCCAGCCGAUCCGCGACGACAUCUGCAACCAGAUCCAGGAACUGAAGGGGACGAACCGCCGGGUGACGGGGCAGACGAAGGGGAGGGCCGUGCUGCCCCUGCCCCUCGAGACGGAGGAGAUCGACGCCGCCGAGCGGAUCGCCCAGACCGAGUCUGUUUUUCCCUCUUUUUCGCUAGAUGGCGGCGAGAUGGGAAAGAUUCACCGUUUCGUUUCUCGAUUCCAUUUCCCAUCCGACGAUGCUCUCGCCGAUAAAAUUUGA